UCGCGGCGCACGUGCUCAUCCGUACCCCACCAUAACGAAUUGACGAUCACGAUAUAGCUUCGUAGAGCUGUUGAAUACGCAAUAGGUGCCUAUACCUGUAACGCGCGACUUACUCGAUAGCUAAGACCUUGCGAAACGAUCAUAGACCAAUGCGCUACAAUACAAUUCCCAACUUCCUAACUUAAUCCCGUCCUCGCAGAUGAAGCGACCUAAUACCCCCCAUUAAUCUACGAACUCAUCCCGGCCCGGGUUACGGCACAACACUGUCAGGAUGUUGGAAGGCUUGGUUGCUGGCUUGCUCAACCGUUUCUUGGGUAUGUACGUCAAGAACUUUGACCCUACCCAGUUGAAAGUCGGUAUAUGGUCUGGCGAUGUGAAACUACACAAUCUCGAGCUCCGAAAGGAGGCGCUCGAUCAGUUGAAACUCCCCAUCAACGUUAUGGAAGGACAUUUGGGAGAGCUUACUCUCGCCAUUCCCUGGUCCAACCUACGUGGCGCCCCGGUCAAAAUCCUUAUUGAGGAUGUUUUCCUUCUCGCGUCCCCAAAGGAAGAAGCCGCUUACGACGAGGAAGAAGAGGAGCGUAGGCGGCAGCGAGUAAAGAUGGAAAAACUAGACUCGGCCGAGCUCUUGAAAGAACGUUCCCAAGAAGGUCUCAGCCAAGAGGAGCAGAAGAGGAGCCAGAGCUUUACGGAGAGCCUUGUCACCAAGAUCGUCGAUAAUUUGCAGGUUACAGUCAAGAAUAUUCAUGUGAGAUAUGAAGACUCUAUAUCUGCGCCUGGGCACCCCUUCGCUUUAGGCCUCACCCUUGCUGAGUUCAGUGCAGUCAGCACGGACGGCGAGUGGACACCUACCUUCAUCCAGAAUUCGACUACUACCACCCACAAGCUGGCCACGCUUGGGGCGCUGGCGGUUUACUGGAAUACAGACACCACACUUCUCGGUCCGGGCCGUGAAGUGAGUAAUGAGGAACAUUCGGUUCGUCAUGAUGAUAUGAUAAAAGAUUUCAAAGAGAUGAUUGGGAAGGGCGACGAUACCUCCUCGGCAGACCAUCAGUUUAUCCUGAAACCGGUGAGUGGCCAAGCUAAGAUUGAGCUGGACAAGACGGGCGACAUACACGUGCCUAAAUUCAAGGCAAGCCUGCUGUUUGAUGAGAUAGGUGUGGUCCUCGACGAUGACCAAUAUCGAGAUGGCUUGAUGAUGGUUGACCUCUUCCACUACUUCAUUCGUCAUCAAGAAUACAAGAAGCUUCAGCCUAAGGGGGUGACGCCGAAAGAAGAUCCUCGAGCCUGGCUGAAGUUUGCGGGCAAUGCGGUGCUUAGGAAGAUCCAUGAGAGGAACCGUCGGUGGACCUGGGAGUACUUCCGCGAGCGUCGCGAUGAUCGUCGCCGAUAUAUCGAGCUUUUCAAGAAAAAGAAGGCGAAUCAACAGUUUUCGCCCCAGGAUAUUGACGAUCUCGACAGGCUAGAAUGGAAGCUUGGAUAUGAGGACUUGCGCUUUUGGAGAUCUUUAGCUCGCAACCAGCUAAGGAAGGAGAAUGCUGAAGCCCUCAAAAGAGCAACCCCAAAGACCGAGCCGCAACAGCAAGGUUGGCUGGCUUGGGCUUGGGGUUCAAAACCUGCCGAACCUACGGACUCGACGGAGGAGAACACCCAGAUGACCGAGGAGCAGCGUAAAGAGCUCUACGAGGCCAUCGACUGGGAUGAGAAGACCGCUCUAGCAGAGGCUGUCGAUACACCGCGUGACACCGUCAAGAUGCAAAUUGACGCAUCUCUCAGCACAGGCAGUUUCACUCUGAGGCAAAGCCCCCAUGGCAGCAAGACCGAUCUGCUUAGCUUGCAUUUUGAUGUUUUUAAAGCUAAGGCGAUUAAGAGACCAGAUUCCGUGCUUGCUGAUAUCAGCCUUGGUGGUUUCCGAGUUAAUGAUGGCACCACGCCCGAGAGCUUGUUCAAAGAGAUAGUUCGGGUCAAGGACGCGCCGAAUACCAUUAGCAAGAGGCGGCUUUCAAUUGCCGAGCUUGAGGAAGCUGACCAAGAGACCUUCUUCGACCUUCAAGUUGAACAAAAUCCACUUGACGGCCAAGGUGAUUUCGCGGUCACGGCAAAGCUCAAGCCCUUGGAAAUUGUGUGGAACCCCAACUUCGUCAUUGGCAUCGUCGACUUCUUCAAGCCGCCCGAGAGGCACAUGGAAUCCAUAUCCGCGUUGAUGGAGACUGCCGGGGCUACUGUUGAAGGAUUAAGACAGCAGACGCGUGCCGGGCUCGAAUUCGCCCUUGAAGAACAUAAGACCAUCAAUGCCAAGCUAGAUCUUCAGGCUCCUCUUAUCAUAAUACCCCAGUCUAUUAAAACCAGUACAUCAACGUGUCUGAUCUUGGAUGCUGGUCAUAUUAGCGUCAACAGUGAAUUGGUUGACAAGGGAACCCUGAAACAAGUUCAGGAUAAACACAAUCAAAAGUUUUCCGAAGAUGAUUUCAAACGGCUUGAAUCUCUCAUGUACGAUCGCUUUCUUGUUAAGCUAACGUCAACGCAAGUCCUGAUCGGAUCCUCGAUCGAGGAAACGAAAUCCCAGCUAGUUGAGAAGGAUGAUUCUCGUAUGCUACAUAUCGUGGAGAAGAUCAACGUCGACUUUGUGGUGGCUCUGUCGAUAUUACCUAAGGCGCCGAACCUGACUAAGGUCAAAGUGUCAGGCCACAUGCCAGUCCUUCGAGCUAUGGUAUCGGACACUAGAUACAAUAGCCUCAUGAAACUAAUCGAUGUUGCAAUACCAAAAUUUGAUGGAGAGCCGCAACAAGCUCAACCUACUGAACAGCCUAAAAGACCACGUUUGCUCAGUUCCGCAUCAACUCGCUCACCUAAAGCCCACGAUCGUAAAAGUUCAGCCAACUUAUUCCUUACUCAACAAACUGCCGUGAUUCUGGAUAGCGAGUCGGACGAUGACUCGGACGAGUUUGAGGAUGCCGCUGACGGAAGUUCGACUCAGCAACUUAAGACUCAGCAGAAGAACUUCGAGUUCAAAUUUGCCGUUGACAAAUUGCAAGGUUCUCUCUAUAGGAGCGACCCUGAUGGAGAACAACCUGAAUCCCUGUUGGUAGAACUGAUUGCAGAGAAUUUUGACCUAAAUUUCUACAUCAGGCCGUUCGACAUGGCAGCUGAGGUGUCACUAGGGUCUGUAGCGGUAGACGACUUCGUUGACAAUCCUCCUGCGGAAUUCAAAUCUAUCGUAUCGUCGGGCGACGUUGAAGACCACCAGCAAAAGAGGGAUCUAGUUCGCGUCAAGUUCACUAAAGUGAAAAGGGAAUCUCCCGAGUUUAUGCCAGUUUACGAAGGCAUAGAAACAAAUGUCAAUGUUGCUGUCUCCACAAUCAACCUCGUCGUGACGAGGAAGACCUUGCUCACACUAUUGGAUUUCAUACUCGCCACCUUCACUAAUAAUGAAGCCUCGAAUUCCCAACAGAGAAUAGUCAAAAACUCUGAAGAAGGAGAGGAUGAGGUCGAAAUUGCGGAGCCAUCUAUUGCUCCACAGCAGAGCGAGGGUGGUUCUAUCCGGGUUAAGGUUGAUCUUAAGAGUAUACGCUUGAUUCUUAACAAUGACGGUAUCCGAUUAGCGACGCUCUCAUUCAAUCAUGCUGAUGUUGGAGUUUUCUUGCUCGGCAAGACGAUGAGGGUAGCAGCCAAUCUCGGUGAUCUAACACUAGUCGAUGACGUUAACAUCGGUGCAUCAGAAGACUCGAGUUUCCGCCAGCUUGUUGCCAUUCAGGGAGACGAGCUCGCCGAUUUCCGUUACGAGACUUAUGAUUCUAGUAACAAGAAGGCGUACCCAGGAUAUGAUUCCUCAGUCUAUCUACGUGCUGGUUCCAUUAAGGUCAACUUCCUUGAAGAGCCAUUCAGGAAGAUUAUCGAAUUCUUGGUCAAAUUCGGCAAGAUGCAAGCUAUCUACAAUGCUGCUCGUCAAGCGGCCGCGAACCAAGCCCAACAAUUACAGCAGAGCACUGGUAGAUUCAAGUUUGAUAUCAUCAUUAACACCCCUAUCAUCGUAUUCCCUCAUGAUGUCUCUCCAGAUCGUCCAAGGCGAGACCUAGUCACCGUCUACCUAGGAGAGAUUUACGCACAGAACAAAUUCGCCCCCUUGGACGAUUCCGAGAAUUCCGAAAUUGCCAUGAAGCUCUCUGCGGGUAUCAGGAACAUCAGACUUACGUCUUUAUUCCAUUAUCCCAAUGAACAGUCCGAAGAGCUUGAAAUGAUUGAUCACGUGGACCUCGGCUUUAACAUUACCUACGCGGAACACAAAGAAGGGUGGAAGCGUCCAGAUAUGGAGGUCGAAGGCAGCAUGACCGAUAUCAACCUUAGGCUUACCCAAUAUCAGCUCAAAUUUCUCUUGGAAAUCUCCAGAUCCGUCCCAGCUGCCUUCGCGACGGACGCUAACGCUAGGGGAGAAGAAGCUGAACGAGAUGUGGACGAGGGUACACUGCGAAGGGCUAAGACAAUGACAUCUACUACCAGCGGGGCUGAUGGCCAGUUGAUUGAUCUUUCGCCAGAGUUGGGUUCGAGAGAACAUACCUGGACCAAGCUUGACCUCGUGUUCAAUCUCCAUAAGAUUGGUCUCGAGUUGAUCAAUGCCCGCGAGAAAGAACCCGUUGGCGACAUGGAUGCCGCUAGUCUGUCACGGUUUUCACUGGACGACAGCAAGCUCAAGACCCGAAUGCUUGCUGAUGGCUCCCUAGAAGCAGAGUUUGUGAUACAGUCGUUCACCAUACAUGACAGUCGUGCUCGCGAGGGUAGCAAGUAUAGAAGGAUUAUGACGUCUUCCAAUAAAAACGUCCAACAGUUUAUGGCGAGCGUGUCUAUGACCGGAGGCAAGGAGAAGAAUUUGAUUGCCGUUGUCGCUAUCGACAGCCCCAAAAUCAUCUUCGCUUUAGAUUACCUCUUCGCAAUCCAGAAAUUCCUGGUGACCGGGUUACAAACCAGCGAGCCUGAGCUAGCGGGGCUAGAAAGUCCCGUGGAUAGCCCCGACAUCUCUGAUGCCGAAUCAAUGCAUGUGCAGUGGACUGGCAAGUCUCCUCAAAGGAGCAUCCAAGGGUCUCAGUCGUCGGAGAAUACGACAAAGAAAAAUGACGAGUCUAAUAUGAGUAUUGCCUUCCGCGUUAAUAUCGUCGAUUCGCAGGUCAUAUUGAUCGCCAAUCCCCUCAGUUCUAGCUCGGAGGCGAUUGUUUUAGGCACGAAGCAAGUGUUACUGUCGCAACAGCACUCCUUAACUUUCCAAGUAUCUCAAGUGGGGAUGUUCCUUUGUCGCAUGGACAAAUUUGACGAGACUCGGCUUCGUGUUCUUGAUGACUUCUCGGUCCAGGUAUCGAUGGACAGCUCGCAGCCAACCAAAACAAAUAUCCAUGUGGACGUCGACCCGUUAAUCCUUCGACUUUCACUUCGAGAUAUCCUCCUCGUUCUCCAGAUAAUCGGCAAGGCGUCCGAGCUCUCUGAAAGUAAUAGUAGCCAACCUAAAGCUAGUGCGUCUGACAAGAAGGCCCAACAGCUUCGCCAAUCGGGUCUUAAGGAACGCACGGCGAGUGGCCGAGGGCAGUCUACGAUUGCUGCUAACAGGAGUAAAACUGCCAAGACUCCUGGCACAGUAACUACUCAAAGGUCUGGAAAAGAACCAUUCCACCAACCCCAUGAUAUCAGCAAAGGUCCCAAGCGCCAUGAAGAACUCACAGCUACAGUUGAAGGAGUCCGUAUUGUGUUGAUCGGCGAUGUUCAUGAAUUGCCCAUAUUAGACCUAAGCAUCAAAAACUUCACUGCCUCAGCGGCCGACUGGUCUAGCACUCUCAAAGCUGAGACUGCGAUUGAUAUGUAUAUCAAUGUCUACAAUUUUGCGAAAUCUGCUUGGGAGCCACUAUUGGAACCUUGGCAGGUCGGUCUAGGUGUUGCGAGGGCGCAGGAAAGCGGCCUCUUCUCAGUGGAUGUCUCCUCGAAGAGGACAUUCGACGUGACAAUAACAACGGCAACAAUUGCGCUAGCAUCCAAGUCGUUCGAUUUCCUGACCAAAGAUGAAGAUGUCUUAGGUAAGCCUCGCGGCGUCGAGGCUCCUUAUAAGAUCCGGAAUUAUACCGGCUUUGACGUCUUGGUUCAAGCCAAAAGCCAAAGCGAUGACGAAAAUAUCUCCCUCAAGCUACAAGACGGCGAGGAGGGGCCGUGGAGUUUCGAGCACUGGGAGAAGAUGAGAGAAAAUAUUAUGUCAGAAAGCAAUGCUAUGAGUAGCGUUGCUGUUCAAAUCGAGGGUAGCGGCUUUGACAUGAUCAAGAAUAUUCGCCUGAACCGUGAAGGCGAGUUCUUGUACAGCUUACGACCAAAAACAGAUAAUACUCUCCAUCGAUUACUGGUCGAAGUCAACUUAGGCUCGGAUAACAUAAAAUAUGUAACUCUUCGGUCCCCACUCGUAGUCGAAAACGAGACACAGAUACCGGUAGAGCUAGGUGUGUUCGACGCCGAAGAAGGCCACCUCCUCAAGAUCGAGAAGAUUGCUCCAGGGGAAAGCCGACCAGCUCCAGUAGCUGCUUCCUAUGUCAAAUCAUUACUGGUACGACCUGACUCCGGCUUUGGUUACGCAUGGUCGUCCGAACAUCUGUGGUGGAGAGAUUUGCUCAAGCGACCUACACGCACGCUCGUGUGUAAGGGUGAAAACAGCGACCUGUUCUACUUCCAGCUCAAUGCCAGCUUUGAUAGGGGCCACUUCUUGACUGGAAAAUAUCCCUAUAUGAAACUAAAGCUCUCUCCACCUAUCGUCCUUGAGAAUCUUCUUCCGUAUGAUUUCAAAUACCGAAUUUACGACAAAAACACCAAACGGGACUGGACGAACUUCUUGAGAAAGGGUGGUGUCAGCCCUGUCCAUGUCGUAGAGUUGUCGCAUCUUCUCUUGUUGAGCAUAGACAUGCAAGAUACCGUUUUCAAACCAAGCGAGUUCGCCAUCGUCAACCCUGGUGCGCAAGAAGACUUCCGAAAAGAGCAUAAAUUAGUAUGCAAGGAUGCCGAGGAUCUCCCUCUCAAUCUCAGGCUUCAUUACUUUAGAAUACCAGACGGCGGCGGCGCUUUCAAGGUCACCGUUUACAGCCCAUACAUAAUAUUGAACAAGACCGGGCUGGAAGUUAACAUCCGUGGCAAGCAAUUCUUGCAACAACCAAAGAGAGCCGCGGGUCAAUCAGCUGUGGCAGACACUUCAGAUCAAGAGCGACCGAAAGCCUUACCCUUCAUGUUUUCAUUUUCGAACGAUGAUCAGCGCAACCGAGCUCUUCUAAGAAUAGGCGACUCGGAAUGGAGCAAACCACAAAGUUUCGAUGCUAUCGGAAGCACGGCGGAAGUUGUCUUGCCGUCUUCUAAGAAGGAUUCCGAAAUUCACGUCGGUAUAACAGUUGAGCCCGGUGAGGGCAAGUACAAGUUAACCAAGGUCGUUACUCUAGCACCUCGUUUCGUGGUGAAGAACAAGGUUGGCGAGGAGCUUGUCAUUAGGGAGCCUACAUCGUCCAAGACCAUGACCCUGAAAUCGGGAGCUUUGCAGCCUCUCCACUGGCUCCAACGGUCAGCGACAAAGCAAAUAGCUUUGAGGUUUCCGGGAAUCGAUGACCAGUGGACAUCGCCUAUCAACAUAUCGGACCUAGGCACCAUACACAUCAAGAUUGCAAAAGCGGGUCAGCGACAGCGACUCAUUAGGGUCGAAGUCCUUAUGGAGGAUUCGACUAUCUUUCUCCAUCUUAGCAUGGAGGCAAAGAACUGGCCGUUCUCCAUGCGAAACGAGAGUGACACGGAGUUCACUUUUUACCAAGCGAAUCCGAAUGUAGAUGAGGACGGCGUAGAAGAUCGCUCUGGAUGGAGGCCGAUUAGAUAUCGCCUACCACCACGCAGCAUCAUGCCAUAUGCUUGGGACUUCCCAGCCGCCAAGUUUAGAGAAGUGGUCAUCAAUGCCUAUGGCAAAGAGCGACACGUGAAACUUGCCGAGAUUGGAAAUCAAGUACCGAUGAAAUUUACCAGUAGUUCCGGCAUGCAAAAGAUAAUCGACAUCAACGUCGCCGCCGAUGGCCCAACUCAGACGCUCAUCUUAUCCAACUUCAAGCCAAGUAAGAGCUUAUACCGUCAGAGGACACAAACGGGUUCCAAUGCCAGCAGCACUGGUGGCUUUGAAGUAAAGAGCCAAGAUACCGAUACAACAUUCCAAGCACAACUACGACUUUCUGGUAUUGGCAUCUCGCUCAUUAACCAACAGCUGAAGGAGCUUGCGUACGUCACGUUCAGAGACAUCAACCUCCGGUACAGUGAAUCAGCCUUAUAUCAAACGAUCAGUACCUCGAUCAAGUGGAUACAGGUUGAUAAUCAGCUUUACGGCGGACUCUUCCCCAUGAUACUUUAUCCUAGUGUGGUCCCCAAACAGGCACAGGAGACUGAGCUGCACCCUUCGUUACAUAUCAUGGUUACGAGAGUCAAGGAUGAUUCGUACGGUGUGCUCUACGUCAAAUACGCCACCAUUUUACUUCAGCAGAUGACCGUCGAUCUUGAUGAGGACUUCAUAUAUGCCGUGUUGGAUUUCUCGAAGAUUCCUGGCGCAUCAUGGUCAGAGACUAACGAAGGCAAGCUCUGUGACGAAGGUCUGGACAUUCCGGAGCCUAAACAAGAACAAUCGGGCCAGGAUAUUUACUUCGAACUCUUAAAUAUACAGCCGAUGCAGUUGGAUUUAUCCUUCAUGCGUACAGAGCGUGUCAACGUCGAGGAUAAGACAUCUUCCCGCAAUCCUAUUAUGUUCUUCGUCAACGUCAUGACCAUGGCCAUCGGAAAUGUCAACGAUGCGCCAAUUCGGCUGAAUGCUCUGCUACUAGAGAACGCUCGAGUCUCUAUUCCCGUUCUGACACAGAACAUUUCGAAUCAUUACAGUCAAGAGGUUCUUUUCCAGGUCCACAAGAUCAUCGGCAGUGCUGAUUUCCUCGGCAAUCCGGUCGGCUUAUUUAACAGCAUCAGCAGUGGUAUAACUGAUGUCUUCUAUGAGCCAUACCAGGGUCUCAUUAUGUCUGACAAACCUGAAGACCUUGGGCUAGGCAUCGCGAAGGGGGCUGCUAGCUUUGUUAAAAAGUCCGUGUACGGAUUCUCCGACUCCUUUUCCAAGGUCACAGGCAGCUUUGGCAAAGGCUUGGCAGCUGCAACCUUAGACAAGCAAUUCCAAGAUCGCCGCCGCAUAACACGAGCUCGAAAUCGACCCAAGCAUGCCUUAUUCGGUGUUACGGCUGGUGCAAACUCCUUCUUCACGUCGGUUGCAUCCGGUCUCGGUGGUGUCGCUCGGAAGCCGCUCGAAGGCGCAGAACAAGAGGGCGCCGUCGGGUUCUUCAAAGGUGUUGGGAAAGGAUUUAUUGGUUUGGCUACGAAGCCAGCUGUCGGCGUCUUCGAUCUCGCGUCUAACGUGUCUGAGGGCAUUCGCAAUACUACGACCGUCUUUGACGGAUCCGAACUAGACCGUGUUCGCUUAACGCGGUUUGUGCCAGCGGAUGGCAUCGUACGUCCUUAUAACCAACGCGAGGCUCUAGGGCAGUCUUGGCUCAAGCAAGUGGAUAACGGGAAGUAUUUCAACGAGAACUACAUAGCGCAUCUAGAGCUACCAAGGGAAGACAUGGUGGUCAUGGUCACAUUCAGCCGGAUUCUUCUUAUUAGGAGUAGGAGGCUAACCACUGAAUGGGACAUCCCACUCAAAGACGUGCAGACGAUCGCAAAAGAACGCACGGGCCUUAGCAUCGUCUUACGCGGCGGCACAAAUGGGCCGUUCAUCCCCGUCGGCGAAGAGAGCCAACGCGCCUUCUUAUACCGAAUGGUAGCUAUCGCCGUUGAAGAAUUCAACCGUAGGUUCAGAGGUCUAGAGUAGUUAUGGCUCCAUUGGAUGGCAAGGACGAGAAUGGUCAGGGACCGGAUUCGUCGGGUCUCUUUAUUAAAACAUGUCAAGGUAAUUAACGAACGGACCGACGACUACAUAGAGUAUUUAUGCAGAGGAUGCGAUCCUGGCGUAUGGUGCUUUCACGUCUUAUAUGAAUAACUACAACUUGUUACGACUUUAUCAUGAAAAUAAUGAGAAUGAUACUUGAGUACCUAAUCUACCUGUAGGCCAAUGCCUGGUCCUAGCUCAAUUUACAGUGCCCUGCAAAGUCCCUAUCUAGAGAAUUUAUUAGACGGGAUAACUUCCCUAAAAGAACAGCUCUUACAGAUCAG
Annulohypoxylon truncatum is the source of this 10224-nucleotide messenger RNA. Its product is annotated as vacuolar protein sorting-associated protein 13. Lineage: Eukaryota; Fungi; Ascomycota; Sordariomycetes; Xylariales; Hypoxylaceae. Gene Ontology annotation, cellular component: extrinsic component of membrane. The transcript is spliced from 2 exons. Gene Ontology annotation, biological process: protein targeting to vacuole; mitochondrion organization; late endosome to vacuole transport. The coding region runs from base 272 to 9883 and encodes 3203 amino acids. The record is from RefSeq and is a predicted model, not a curated record.